AUGCUCUCUCCUCUCUCUCUCUCUCUCUCUCUCUCUCGUACCUUUAAAUUCACUCUAUUUACAUCAUCUCUCUUUCACCUCCUUACCACUAAAUUCUUCCCAUAUCUACUCCCUCUUCUGCUUUUCGUCAAUAUAUGUCUUUUCAUAUACAUCUUUUUUCUUUCUCACUCUCUCCAUCUCUCUUUCUCUCUCACUCACUCUCAUGCGCACGCAUACAAUCCAACACACAUACACAGACACGCAGGUUCCAUUCCCAUUUUAAAUUAUGAUAUUCUAAUCUUUCUUUGUUUUGUCUUUAAAUUCACUCCCUCUCUUUAUCUCCUCUUCUACUUUCUCUCUUUCUCUCACUGUCUUUUAAAUUCUCUCUCUUUUUUUGUUUGUAUUUUGGCUAUCUAUCUAUCUAUCUAUCUAUCUAUCUAUCUAUCUAUCUAUCUAUCUAUCUAUCGCAACCUGUUUCAAUCUGUUCACAUCUAUCAUCUAUCUAUCUAUCUAUCUAUCUAUCUAUCGCAACCUGUUUCAAUCUCAGUUAGUUCCUAUCUAUCUAUCUAUCUAUCUAUCUAUCUAUCUAUCUAUCUAGCGAAACCUGUUUCAAUCUCAGUUUGUUCCUAUCUAUCUAUCUAUCUAUCUAUCUAUCUAUCUAUCUAUCUAUCUAUCUAUCUAUCUAUCUACCGAAACCUCUAUCGUAACCUGUUUCAAUCUGUUCAUAUCUAUCUAUCUAUCUAUCUAUCUAUCUAUCUAUCGCAACCUCUAGCUAGCUAUCGUAACCUGUUUCAAUCUGUUCAUAUCUAUCUCUAUCUAUCUAUCUAUCUAUCUAUCUAUCUAUCUAUCUAUCUAUCUAUCUAUCGCAACCUUUUGUUCAUAUCUAUCUAUCUAUCUAUCUAUCUAUCUAUCUAUCUAUUUCUAGCACUUUCUAGACACUCUCCACAUAUAAAGCUUCUCCCACUUCUCUCUCUCUCUGCUCUGUCUCUCUCUCUCUCUCUCUGCUCUGUCUUUCUCUCUGCUCUUUCUCUCUCUCUCUUUCUCUCUCUCUCUGCUCUUUCUCCCUCUCUAUCUGCCCUUUCUCACUCUCUCUCUCUCUGCUCUGUCUUUCUCUCUCUCUGCUGUCUUUCUCUCUCUCUGCUCUUUCUCUCUCUCUCUCUCUGCUUUCUCUCUCUCUGUUCUGUCUUUCUCUCUCUCUCUGUGUGCUCUUUUUCUCUCACUCUCUCUGCUCUGUCUUUCUCUCUCUCCCUCUCUCUGCUCUGUCUUUCUCCCUCUCUCUCUGCUCUUUCUCUCUCUCUAUCUGCUCUGUUUUUCUCUCUCUCUCUCUCUGCUCUUUCUCUCUCCCUCUCUCUGCUCUGUCUUUCUCCCUCUCUCUGCUCUUUCUCUCUCUCUCUCUGCUCUGUCUUUCUCUCUCUCUCUGUUCUGUCGUUCUCUCUCUCUCUGCUAUGUCUUUCUCUCUCUCUCUCUGCUCUUUCUCUCUCUGCUCUUUCUCUCUCUCUGCUUUGUCUUUCUCUCUCUCUGCUGUCUUUCUCUCUCUCUCUGCUCUUUCUCUCUCUCUGCUCUUUCUUUCUCUCUCUCUGCUUUUUCUCUCCCUCUGCUCUAUCUUUCUCACUCUCUCUCUCUGCUCUGUCUUUCUCUAUUUUGUUCUUUCUGAUAACUAUUCUCUCUCUUUUUAUUCCUACGCAUUUUGUCGCCAUUCUGUUCCUCCUCUUUCUCUUACGAACUACUUCUCUUUUUCUCAACAGAAAGACGAACCGGAUAACUUCUUUCGCUCGUUUUCUUCUUUCUUCAACCUCUUCUUCCCUUCGGCGCCUUUCUCUUGUUCUAUCGCAUCUUGACCUCCUUAAUCACAAUCACCCACCCUGA
Acanthosepion pharaonis is the source of this 1845-nucleotide messenger RNA. The record is from the annotation of a GenBank genome assembly. NCBI's taxonomy places the organism in Eukaryota, Metazoa, Mollusca, Cephalopoda, Sepiida, Sepiidae.